CCAACACGUAUAUCACUGCCCAUUAAUAUUUUCUUUUUCUUACUAGAACUAUAAAUUAAAGUACACAUAAAAAAAAUCUCCAUAAACAUAUUUCAGUAGAAAAAUUACAAUAUACUUAUUAGAAUUAGAGUUUAAAUCUAAAAUCUUUUACUUAUUUUUUUUUUUUUUUUUGGAAUCAAAUUUUACUUAUUUAUUUUAAAGAAGGUAAAAUUUUAACUAGUGUGUCACAAAAACGAGAAGUACGAAAAAGAAAAUAAAAAGAUAAAUUAGCGAUAAUUUUUUAUAUUUUAACAAUAUAAAAAGUUUUACACUAUUAAUUUACAACAAUUAUAAAAUAGACGACUUAAUAGAAGUAAAAUAAAUAAAAUACAAUUAAAUUAUUUAAAUUAACAACUCUCAUCUUUGCUGAAAUAUAUGUAUAUAUAAUUAUGUAACAAUUCAUGUAAAGGUGUAAAAUGAUUUUUUUUUCUUGAAGAAAAUAAAGGUGUAAAAUGAUGAUUAAUAUAAUUUUAAUAAAAAAAAUUAUUCUUUUAGAAAAUAUUAUAGGCCAUACUAUAAGAUAAUUUUAUAUUAGUUAUUUCAAGAUGUGCUCAUAUAAUAAUAUAGAACAUAAACUCAAAUACAUUAGAAGACAUCAACAAUAGUUAGAAAAAAGAAAAAGUAGAGCUUCUUCUUAACAAAACUUCAUCACAAUUUUUUUUACAUUAUAAAAAAAAAAGUAUAAUUCAUCCAUUUUUCAAUAGGAAAGUUCUUCAACAAAUCUAGAACUGGAUCUAUCUACCAAAUCAUAGAUAGCAUGGCUUAUUCUAUGAAUCAACAAAGCUUAUUGCUUUGUUCUUCACUUCUUCUCUUCAUGGCUAUCUCUGUUUCUUCUUUUCAUCCAACUUUUCUUCCUAAUGCUAUUUUUGAUUCUAAGAUGCUUACUGGUCGGCAUCUUCUUCAAGCUCAAAAAGGCUGUUCUGUGAAUUUCGAGUUUCUAAACUACACAAUAAUCACAAGCAAAUGCAAAGGACCUAAUUACCCUUCCAAGGAAUGUUGUGCAUCAUUUAAAGAGUUUGCUUGUCCUUAUGCUGACGUGAUAAAUGAUUUAACAAACGUUUGUGCCUCAACCAUGUUUAGCUACAUUAAUCUUUAUGGAAAAUACCCUCCUGGCCUCUUUGCUAGUGAGUGUCGUGAAGGGAAGGAAGGUCUAGAUUGUGGUGCAUUGCCGCCAUCUGUGUCGGCUGAUGACACCGCAAAUCAAAUCGUACAUAGUCCAUCUCUACUGCUGAUGCUCACAGCCUGCGUCUUCUUAAUCUUGUUAUUCUGAUAUCUUAAUAUCUUAACUUCAAUUCAUUUGUUGCAUUGUGUUGUUGUAUUAUCGGUGAACACAUUUUUUUAUGACACGUUCGAUGAAUCUUGAGCAUGUACUUAUAUAUAGUUACCACUUAAUACAGUCCAGCUAUGUUGUAUUUUAGUGUUUAGAGAUUGCAAGUUUUUGUUGGAGCUUGUAUUCUCUGCAGAAUGAAGAACAAUUUUCCAUAGAAUUGGCUUUGUGUGAAUGUGAAAGACCAAACAAUGAAUGUUGUAUUGUGUUAAUUUUUGAGAA
Trifolium pratense (red clover) is the source of this 1588-nucleotide messenger RNA. RefSeq names its product GPI-anchored protein LLG1. Lineage: Eukaryota; Viridiplantae; Streptophyta; Magnoliopsida; Fabales; Fabaceae. The transcript is spliced from 3 exons. Bases 797 to 1309 code for a protein of 170 amino acids. The record is from RefSeq and is a predicted model, not a curated record.